This is a messenger RNA of Lolium perenne, 1118 nucleotides long. RefSeq lists its product as uncharacterized. Gene Ontology annotation, biological process: mitochondrial proton-transporting ATP synthase complex assembly. The record is from RefSeq and is a predicted model, not a curated record. Lineage: Eukaryota; Viridiplantae; Streptophyta; Magnoliopsida; Poales; Poaceae. Gene Ontology annotation, cellular component: mitochondrion.
ACCCGUCGCAGAAUAGACAGCAGUAGCAGCAUCUGAAUAACCCUCGACCACCACCAGCCUCCCUGCUCUCCGUCUCCGGCCAUGUGGCGGCGGCUACCCCUGCGGCUCCUGCGCUCCGCGGCCGCCGGACCACUCCGGAUCCCCGCACCCUCCCGUGGCGGCUGGUCCGUCCCUACCGCGCCGCGGCUGCCGGCGGAGGCGGGCGCCGCGCCGGCCGACCUUGCCCGUUGGCUGCCGCGCAGAGGCUACUCCCAGUUCGCCAGCGGCUUCACCCCCUUGGAACCCAAGACGCUCGGAUCCAUCCUCGACGUCGAGCGCGCCAAGGGCCUCUCCCCUGAACACCUCGUCGCCGCCUGGGAUGACUACCACUUGGGAAGAGGUCAUAUAGGUGCAUCUAUGAAAUCAAAGCUUUACCAUCUCUUGGAACAAAGAUCGGCGACAUGCCGAUAUUUUGUUAUUCCUUUGUGGAGAGGAAGUGGAUAUACCACCAUGUUUAUGCAAGUCCAGCUGCCACACAUGAUCUUCACAGGACUUGAAGACUACAAAGCUAGAGGAACUCAAGCAAGUCCCUACUACACAGUCACUCAUUACACAGAGUUUGCAGAAACCAAGGAUACAGUUCUUGUCCGAGGAGAUGUUGUCUUCACCAGUAAGCUAACUGAUUUAGAGGCGAAGUGUCUUUUAGAGACUGCUCACUCGUUUUACUUGAAUGAUGUGCGGUACAAGCUUGUUGAGCGAUUCAACAAAGAAACACAGGAUUUUGAGUUCAAAGAUGUACUUCAAGCGCUUGACAUGCCGACUAUGUGAGCAGAUGCUAAGUCCUGAUGCAACAACAAAGCUUCCACAUCCACCUGUCAGCCUGAAAUUAGCACCAAGAUGGAAACUGCCAUUGCUUCUCCCCAUUUUGUCACAGUCCUAGUAUCAUGAAAAUAACCCCUGAAACAUUGACAUUUGGUAGCAAUCUGGCUUUGCUGACUGAGCAUGUAUCCUGUUGGUUUGUUGUAGCCACGACUUGAUCCAAUAAUUGUGAGGGCUGCUCUAAACGGAUUUAGGCUAAUCUCUGGCAGGCCUUCCUGCUAUUUAACCUUUUGUAUGGAUAUUUACAUUUCAUUGUGUUA